Alternaria hordeiaustralica is the source of this 573-nucleotide messenger RNA. RefSeq lists its product as uncharacterized. Lineage: Eukaryota; Fungi; Ascomycota; Dothideomycetes; Pleosporales; Pleosporaceae. Bases 1 to 573 code for a protein of 190 amino acids. The transcript has 2 exons. The record is from RefSeq and is a predicted model, not a curated record.
AUGAAGUACAACACUAUCACGUUGGCGUUGGGUGCGCUUGCUAUGGGCGUGACCGCUCAGGGUGUUGCGCCCGAAGUCCAGUCGUCCGUCCUCAUGGAGCUCGCGCAGGCGAUCCCUUCCGACCAAGUCGCCUAUGCGAUCGCCUCGUCGUCUGCGUUCGCCGCUGAGAUGGCAUCUUCGCUCGUUGCGGGCAACACACCAGCCUGGUACCAGGCGCUGCCUACCGACGUCCAGAGCCUGCUGCCCGAGAUCUACCCGGCCAUGGUCACACCUACACCUACUCCUACUCCUACGCCAUCAUCGUCGUCGUCGAGCGCGUACGUCGCGAAGAGCAGCAGUGUUGUUGAGACAUCCAGCUCUGCCAUGGUUACUCCCUACCCCACUGGAAGCAACAGCACCAUGGCCAUGCCCACUAUGAGCGCCACCGGCAGCGUCACCGUCUCGCUCAGCCCCAGCCCCAGCGGCAGUGCCUCGCCCUCCCCAGAAACCCCUCCUUUCGAGGGUGCAGCUUCCAAGAUGUCCGUCGGCGCCGGUCUCGGUGCUGCGGUCAUGCUUGCCAUGCUCGCUUUGUAG